Messenger RNA from Ostrinia nubilalis (European corn borer), 3707 nucleotides. RefSeq names its product guanine nucleotide-binding protein G(q) subunit alpha (gene Galphaq). Gene Ontology annotation, cellular component: heterotrimeric G-protein complex. The record is from RefSeq and is a predicted model, not a curated record. Bases 373 to 1434 code for a protein of 353 amino acids. The transcript is spliced from 9 exons. Gene Ontology annotation, biological process: adenylate cyclase-modulating G protein-coupled receptor signaling pathway; phospholipase C-activating dopamine receptor signaling pathway. Gene Ontology annotation, molecular function: guanyl nucleotide binding; G protein-coupled receptor binding; G-protein beta/gamma-subunit complex binding. NCBI's taxonomy places the organism in Eukaryota, Metazoa, Arthropoda, Insecta, Lepidoptera, Crambidae.
UUGAUGAACAUGGGAAUUAAAUUCAAUUUUCGUCUUCAAUUAAUCAAAAUUUACAUUUACUGAAUUAAUUUUCGCAUUUUAGCAGUUUUUUAAAAUCCACCCUGAAUUCCAGACAACUAUUUUUUAUUUGCUAAUACUCUUACAACGCACGCGCAGAACAUCUAUCGCCCGAAAUUUCCCAGCGCCAUAUUGAGAGGCGGACGUUGUAUGACUUGAGUGAUUAAUCGUGGUUAGUGCAAUAAAUUGAAGUGGAACAGUUGAUCGUGCCCUAUGGAUAUACAUUUGGGAGUGGUGUGCCUCGGUUGAAAGGCCUGCCGAAAGGACAGGGCUCCGCGCGCGAGGACGGAUUGCGGCCCUCCGCUCUGAGGAAUCAUGGAGUGUUGCAUGUCAGAAGAAGCCAAAGAACAGAAAAGAAUCAAUCAAGAGAUAGAGCGGCAACUCCGAAAGGACAAACGCGAUGCCAGGAGAGAACUCAAACUGCUACUGCUUGGUACUGGCGAGUCCGGCAAGUCAACAUUUAUCAAGCAGAUGAGAAUCAUCCAUGGCUCCGGCUACAGCGACGAUGACAAGCGUGGAUUCAUCAAACUCGUUUACCAGAACAUCUUCAUGGCGAUGCAGAGUAUGAUACGAGCGAUGGAUCUUCUUAAAAUACAGUACGGGAAUCCGUCCAACGCUGAGAAGGCAGAGUUGAUAUCAUCAAUCGACUUUGAGAGUGUUACAACGUUCGAGAGCCCGUAUGUGGAGGCGAUCAAGGGCCUAUGGGCCGACUCCGGCAUCCAGGAGUGUUACGAUCGCAGGCGAGAAUACCAGCUCACCGAUUCAGCCAAAUACUACUUGCAGGAGAUAGACCGCGUGGCGGCUCCGAAUUAUUUACCAACUGAACAAGACAUCCUCCGCGUGAGAGUGCCCACAACGGGCAUUAUAGAAUAUCCGUUUGACCUGGAGGAGAUAAGAUUUAGAAUGGUGGACGUCGGGGGCCAAAGAUCCGAGCGAAGGAAGUGGAUUCACUGUUUUGAAAAUGUCACAUCUAUCAUAUUCUUAGUAGCUCUUAGUGAAUAUGAUCAAAUUUUAUUCGAAUCUGAAAACGAGAAUCGAAUGGAGGAGUCAAAGGCUUUGUUCAAGACGAUCAUCACGUACCCAUGGUUCCAGCACUCGUCGGUGAUCCUCUUCUUGAACAAGAAGGAUUUGCUCGAGGAGAAGAUCAUGUAUUCCCAUCUAGUGGACUACUUCCCAGAAUACGACGGUCCCCAGCGCGACGCCAUCACGGCGCGCGAGUUCAUCCUGAGAAUGUUCGUUGACCUCAACCCCGACGCCGAGAAAAUCAUCUAUUCGCAUUUUACCUGCGCGACAGAUACUGAGAACAUCCGGUUUGUGUUCGCCGCGGUCAAAGACACAAUCCUACAGUCCAACCUAAAGGAGUACAACCUCGUCUAAGCGAAACCACCUGGUCACUGACACAAAUCUGUGAUUGUGUAAAACACAUAAUUUAAACAUCAUCACUUCACGACAGAAUGUGUAAAUUCACGAACUGAGAUCAGACGAAGUUUUCAUCUAAAAAAAUGAUUUAAAAAAAUAAGUAUAGAUUGUAAGUCAUUUAACCCAAACUAGGAUCGGGGCCGGCCCGCCCCGUCCACGGAUCGCGCGACGCGCCAGGUUUUUUGACAUGUUUUUUUAUGAUGAAGUUAUUCACAAUUUAUGUAAGUGUCUGUAUCAGUGAAUAUUAAAUUGUGCAUUUUAAAGUUAUGGUGAGUCUUGGCCUUACCAUGAGCUGCUUUUAGUCAUUGUUUUAGGAUUUUUGUAAAGUUUGUUGCCAUAUCUUUCUACAUUAGUAUACAUUUUUAUUGUGUCCAGACGGAUUUGAACAAACUAGUCCAAUAAACUUAUGCGUAUUUUAUCAACCUCGUGGGUCGAGACAGUUGUUGCUGUUCUAUCGACGAUGAUGUAGUAGUUCGUGGGAGCCUCGUCAUAGUUUCGAUGUCGGUAUCGAUGAGGCGGCGCACGUCUCGAACCCUCGACGCGCCCGGGCCGCGUGUCCCGGGCCCGCUACCUCGCCGACUGUCUCUAUACAGAUAUCAAUAUAACAUAAUAAUAUAUCACUACCGUUUGUUCUGUUAGCUUGGAAGAUUUAUAUAUUUAUUAUUGUAUUUAAAGAUUACGUUACUUUUGUACAUUGGAAUUUUAUUAUUUAAGCUGUUUAUAUUUAAAGAUGGUGUUUUUCUACACGAAUUGACGUCAAGCAAAUGAUUUAUGUUAACUGUAGGCUUUAUGUAUGCGAUGGUCUGGUGUAUUUGGUUUUUUUCCUAAUGUGUACGAAAAUUCCAAUCAGCUAGCCGUACGUGAAAUAUAGGAAGUUAACUACGUUAGUUGUUUAAGGACAUUUUUGAUGCAUUUGAUAUAAACUUUUUUUACUAGAAACCCAAGGGAAAUACCAAUAAAGCGAACGUGAAAAGUAAAUGUAAAAACCGAAUCAGAUGUUUUUUGCACGAAAGCUUUUACCACAUGAAUGUAAUAUAUUGUACAUUUGGGUCUAAAUGUGUGUGAAUAAUUGAGCUGACAGUGCAGUGCCAAGUUUUGCUAUUGGCAUUCUUUUAUAUUAUAAACUUAAGCACAAAUAUACAUACGUUUAUAAAUGUUUUCCAUAUUUUAUAGUUCUAUCAUUCUAUGCUUAAUUUAGUGUGUUGUGUUACUUUAGUUAUUUAUGUAUAGUAAGAAACAAAGUUUCUAUUUUGGUAUGUAACAUAAUAUUAACUUAUUCGUUGUUGUGUCAUUAUCAUUAUUUUUUAUACAUUUUAAGCAUAUCGAUUUCUUCAAUGUAAGCACACCGUGACAAACUGACCUGUCAAUAGCAAAACUGUAUGCUUUUUUUAAUAUACAGCUGUCUGAAAUGCUCAAAAUAAUGUGAAAUAUAAUAACUUAUCGCACAAACUUUGUAAUUGAUGUAAUAACCCACUGAAGUGCAAUCUCUGUGUAUGCCCUGUACAUAGAAACUAUAUUUCUUUUGUGCAAUUGUACAGCAAUAUUGUGAAUUAGUUUGGGCCCGGCGUGGUAACCGCGCGCGUGACGACGCGCUGAGGCCACACACGACUCUGUGCUUUAUAAUCAUGCGAAUAGAUCAGUAUUUUCCAUUCGCCGCUUUAUUCGUAAAGCGGUAGUAAGGAGCAGUGCGUUCUCUUGAAAUUCGUAACUGAUCGUCUGGGCGCGUGUAUUCCUCCGGCAUUUAUCUUUGGAGAUGAUUUAAUCCCGCCCAGCACGCGAAAUCGGAAUGUUAGCUAAAACAAAACUAAACACAGCACAAAAUGAGCAGAGGUCAAAAUCCGCUAAACGACUCGAUUUAUGUCGGCUCCUCUUUCGCUCAAGCCGUGCAGGCGGUAUGGGUGAGGGAGACGGACAGUUUUUCGGAGGCUGCCUCUAAUAUUGGGUACUAGCAGUAGAGUAGGCGCGUGUCGUGGCCGCGCGUCGCCGCGCCGACGCCGCGGAUUCGUAUCUUCCUUACGAAUGGACUGAAAUUCAUGUAUUGGAGAUUCUGUUUAUUUUUACGGUUGGGCGAUGACUACAGAAUAUUGCUAUAACUAUAUUAUAGUCUAACGUUGCUUUACCUUUUGCGUGAGAUUGUGAGAAUUUUAGCUUAAGUUCCGACUGAAGAUGGAUGCCUGUAUGAAAUAUUGUAAAUUAUAAUUUCUCAUAAAAUAUAAUUUUUUUCAGCUAAA